Saccostrea echinata is the source of this 8031-nucleotide messenger RNA. Its product is annotated as deleted in malignant brain tumors 1 protein-like. The transcript has 47 exons. The coding region runs from base 201 to 7955 and encodes 2584 amino acids. NCBI's taxonomy places the organism in Eukaryota, Metazoa, Mollusca, Bivalvia, Ostreida, Ostreidae. Gene Ontology annotation, cellular component: membrane. The record is from RefSeq and is a predicted model, not a curated record.
ACUGGGCCUCAUCCUCGUGAUUAGUUUGGCAAUCAAGCCCCUCUUCAUUUUUAUUUUAUAAUUUAACGGAUAACUUUUUGAGGGAACAUCAGAUGAAAGAAAAUCCAAUGUCUUUCAGUCUGUGUGCCUGAGAAAGACACUGUGACAGGGGGACUUGUGAAUACUCACUAAGAAUCUCGAAUUAUUAUAUUUAUAUAAUAAUGACUUUUCCAAGAAAUUUGACUAAAUUUCUAACAGUCUGCUGUUUGAUGCUGCUAUGCUUCGUUUAUACAUCAACAGCUCAGACCAUUCGAUUAAGAAGCUCAACAGGGGUUGGUGGUUAUAGAGGUAGGGUAGAGAUUCUACACAAUAACACCUGGGGAACAAUUUGUGAUGAUCAUUUUGACAGAAAUGCUGCUGUCGUGGUGUGUAAAAUGUUGCGUUUGUACACUAGUAACAGUUUUGUGGUGGCCAGGUCCUCAGCUUAUUUUGGCCAAGGAACAGGCCCUAUCUGGCUUGAUGAUGUGACAUGUUUGGGUAAUGAGAACUCUCUACUGAACUGUCGCCUCAAACCGUGGGGUGUACAGAACUGUGAUCACAGAGAAGAUGUUGGAGUGGACUGUAAUGCAGGUCAGGUGGCAAACAUUCCUCUACGAGUGGUGAACGGCUCUAGUGUUAACGCUUACAGUGGCCGAGUAGAAAUCCAAGUCAACAACACGUGGGGUACGAUCUGUGACGAUGAAUGGAAUGACAAGUCAGCCAGGGUAGUCUGCAAUAAUCUGGGACAAACAAGUGCCACUGCUGUGCCUGUUGGAAAUGCCCUGUUUGGUUCUGGACCUGGGCCCAUUUUAUUAGAUGAUGUUAAGUGCUUAGGAAAUGAGACAGGUCUUGGAGCUUGUGAUCACAAACCUUUCGGAACCAAUAAUUGUGACCACUCAGAAGAUGCUGGGGUCCUCUGUCUUUCUGGUCCAUCAAACGUACAAGUAAGGCUUGCUGGGGGACUAAAUAAAAAUCAAGGACGAGUAGAAAUCCAGGUGUUUGGAAUCUGGGGAACAAUUUGUGACGAUAGUUUUGACAGAAGAGAGGCCAAUGUAAUUUGUCAUCAGCUUGGAUUCCCAAGGGGAGGAACAGUAUUGACCGGGUCUACCUUUGGAGGGGGAAGAGGCCCCAUAUGGAUGGAUGACCUUGAAUGCAAUGGAAAUGAGACUGCCAUACAGAUGUGCACCCGCAAGCCAUGGGGGGUCAACAACUGUGGACACGAUGAGGAUGUUGCAAUUUCCUGUAUCCCAACAAAUGUUCCUCCCAUUCAAAUACGUCUUGCUGGUGGUCCCACAAACAGGGAGGGUCGAGUUGAGAUUCAGUACAACAAUCAAUGGGGAACAGUUUGUGAUGACCUGUGGUCCAAUGCUAAUGCUGCUGUUGCAUGCAGGAUGCUGAAUUUACCAUUCUCUGGUGCAGUGGGGGUUGUAAAAGCGCCGUAUGGUCCAGGGUCAGGUCAGAUCCUCAUGGAUGAUGUCAAAUGUGUUGGGACAGAGACUACCCUGGCAAACUGUAAUUUCCCAGGGUGGGGACAGAACAACUGUGACCACACUGAGGAUGCUGGAGUCAUCUGUCAGGACACUACAACUCAGAUGCAGAUUCGACUUGUAGAUGCCAAUGGGCAGACAGGGGGAUACCAAGGACGUCUUGAGGUCAACAUUAACAAUACAUGGGGAACUGUUUGUGAUGAUUCUUUUGGAACUCCUGAGGCUACAGUUGUCUGUAAACAGCUGGGCUUAAAUGCGGCAAAUGCCACAGCUAAAGGAAGUGCCUUCUUUGGACAAGGAACAGGUCAGAUCUUUCUAGAUGAUGUAAAUUGUGCCGGGACAGAAAAAGGUAUCCAGUUCUGUGGACACAGGGGAUAUGGACAUAACAACUGUGACCAUUCUGAAGAUGUGUCUGUUAUUUGUAAAGCUGGUAUCACACAGCCAACCAGGGCAAGGUUGGUGGGGGGAACAACAAGGAAUGAAGGUCGAUUAGAGGUCUACCACCAGGGGGCCUGGGGAACAGUUUGUGACGAUUACUUUGACACCAUUGCUGCUCAAGUUGCUUGUAAAAUGAUGGGACUUCCAUGGCAAGGAGCCCAGCCAAGACCUAAAGCAUUCUUUGGACAAGGAACGGGUCAGAUAAUGUUGGACAAUGUUAUCUGUAGAGGAAAUGAAACAAAUAUUCAAUUCUGUAGACAUCGCCCUUGGGGAACUUCUAACUGUCGACACAAUGAAGAUGUUGGAGUGGUCUGUGGAUCUUUGACCCGAGUUCCAGUUCGCCUUGUGAAUGGAACCUCCACAGCUAAUGGGCGUCUUGAGAUUUUCUAUAACAACACAUGGGGAACUGUGUGUGAUGACUCUUUCAGUAAUAAUGCUGCAGCAGUAGUCUGUAAUAUGUUAGGCUUUCAGAGGGGGCGUAGUACAGCUGUAUCUAAUGCCAGAUAUGGACAAGGACUGGGGCCUAUUCUAUUGGAUGAUGUCAUUUGUAAGGGGACGGAGACCAGUAUCUUACAGUGUCGCAGCAAAGGCUGGUACACUAAUAACUGUGACCAUACAGAGGAUGUCGGAGUUAUCUGUAACACUGGACAGCCACGUUUACGAUUGGUAAAUGGUGGCAGUAGAUACAAGGGAAGAGUAGAGAUCAACAUUGCUGGAAUGUGGGGAACAAUCUGUGAUGACAAGUUUGAUUCUAAUGCUGCUAAAGUUGUUUGCAAGACUUUGGGACUGCCAUACCAGAAUGCCCUGCCUGCUACAGCAGCUGCCUUUGGACAAGGCACAGGAAACAUUCUGUUGGAUAAUGUUGUGUGUCAAGGCAAUGAAUCCUCCAUCUUGGAUUGUCGAACAAAUCCAGUCGGCACCAAUGACUGUGAGCACUCAGAGGAUGUUGGUGUCAUAUGUCAGAAUUCUCCACAGAAUAACAAUGUACGUGUAAGACUGACUGGAGGUCCCUCACAGCAGGAGGGACUUCUUCAGGUGAACUACGCAGGGCAGUGGGGAACCGUGUGUGAUGAUGACUUCACCAAUAAUGCUGCUAAAGUUGUGUGUAAUUCUCUGGGGUUAUCAUUUAUUAAGGCUGUGGCUGUACCUGCAGCUACAUACAAAUCAGCCAAUACAAACUACGGCCCUAUUUGGUUGGAUGGCACUAACUGCACAGGUACAGAGUCAUCUAUUGGAUUGUGUGGACACAACCCGUGGGGGACAAAUGACUGUGACCACACAGAGGACAUCGGAGUGGCCUGUCAGACCAGUCAGAUGCUGAGUCUGCAGUUACGUCUCGUGAAUGGCACCAGCAACAGUGGUCGAGUGGAGGUGUACCAUAACAAUCAGUGGGGGACUCUUUGUGAUGACGGAUUUGGAAUUGCGGAAGCCACUGUAGUCUGCAGGUCACUGGGGAAGCCCACUGGUGUGGUGGUGCCCUUGGCUAAUUCCUACUAUGGAGCAGGGUCUGGUAGUAUCUGGAUUGAUGAUCUUAACUGUGCUGGAAAUGAGACCAACCUCGGAGCCUGCAGCCGCAAACCAUGGGGGGUCAAUGAUUGUGAUCAUACUGAGGAUGCGUCUGUCAUGUGUCUAAGUCCUAAUCCUAAUCCCCCUCCUGUGACAGUGAGGCUAGUGGGAGGACUGACCCGCAGUCAGGGGAGGGUGCAGGUACGAUAUAACGGCAUUUAUGGCACGAUUUGCGAUGACUCCUGGGAUGACAGAGAUGCUCAGGUGGUCUGUAAUAUGCUUGGCUACAGUGCAAGAGGAGCACGUGCAAUCAAUCGUAUAGGAACAGGAAGUGGUCCGAUCUGGAUGGAUGAUGUGGAAUGUACAGGGACGGAGUCCAACAUUGGACAGUGUACUUUUAAGGGAUGGGGAGAAAACAACUGUGAUCAUUCAGAGGAUGCUGGAGUUGUCUGUGUGGAUUCUUCAGUGCAGGCUCUCAGGGUACGACUGGUAGGUGGACCCUCUACCAUGGAGGGCAGGGUAGAGGUGAAUUAUGCAGGGACGUGGGGAACUGUUUGUGAUGACCUUUGGUCUAAUGCUGAUGCUCAGGUUGUCUGCAGGAUGUUGGGAUACUCCACGGAUGGUGCAACAGCCUAUUCAAGGGCCAGAUAUGGACAGGGCUCACCAAACCAGAAAAUUAUCCUGGAUGAUGUUGGCUGUAUAGGAACUGAGGGUAACCUUGGACAGUGUAAUUAUACAGCACUGGGACUGAGUAACUGUGACCACACAGAAGAUGCUGGAGUUAGGUGUUAUCCAGCUGGACAGGUGGUUACCAAUAACAUUAAGAUUCGACUGCGGGGCGGCAGUAACAACCAGACAGAGGGACGUGUAGAGAUUUUCUACAACAACACAUGGGGAACUGUCUGUGAUGAUUACUUUGGAUCACAGGAAGCAGCCGUUAUCUGUAGCAUGCUGGGACAAUCUCCUGUUGGGGCUCGUGCCAAAACCUCAGCCUUUUUUGGACGAGGAACAGGUCCUAUCUGGUUGGACAAUCUGAACUGUAGAGGAAAUGAGACCAGCAUUGCCCUCUGUGGAAGUCGAGGCUGGGGGGUGAACAACUGUAGACACACUGAGGAUGCUGGGGUUGUCUGUGCAGGUAGACAGAGUGUGACUCCUGUGCGAUUGGUGGGUGGAUCUAAUAGAUAUGAGGGGAGAGUUGAAGUAUUCCACUCUGGACAAUGGGGCACGGUUUGUGAUGAUGUCGCAGACUAUCAUGUCGCUCAGGUUAUCUGUAACCAGCUAGGAUUCCCAAGUACAACUGCAGCUGUCAAAGGCUCUGCCUACUUUGGGGCUGGCAGAGGUCAAAUCUGGAUGGAUGACCUCCACUGUGAUGGGACUGAGCUCUCAUUGGAUAAUUGUGGCUUCAGACCUUGGGGCACUAACAACUGUGGUCACAAUGAAGAUCUGAGUGUGAUCUGUACUGCUCCUACUGUCCCACUGCGCUUGGUGGAUCCUAAUGGAAACCCCAAUCAGGGACGUGUUGAAAUUCGGGUGAACGGAACCUGGGGUACUGUUUGUGAUGACAUGUUUGACUCCAAAGCUGCAGGUGUUGUAUGUGCCAUGGCAGGAUUUAGCAGAACUGGAGCUAUUGCCAAGACAAGGUCAUUCUUUGGGCGGGGCACAGGCCAGAUCCUUCUUGAUGACGUACACUGUUCAGGAUCAGAGAAAACAAUCCUCCAAUGUUCCUCCAAACCUCUGGGGACCAACAAUUGCGACCAUGAUGAAGAUGUGGGUGUUAUCUGUAAUGCUGUGAGUCUGCCUAUUCGGUUAGUGGGAGGGACCACCAACAGUGGCCGUGUGGAGAUCCAGUAUAACAACACAUGGGGAACCGUCUGUGAUGAUUAUUGGACUUCAACAGGCAUUCAGAAUGCUAAAGUUGUUUGUAAAAUGCUGGGAAAGCCAUACACCUAUGCCUAUGCCCUGAGUAGAGCAUAUUUUGGACAAGGCACAGGAACAAUCUGGUUGGACGACUUGAAAUGUAGAGGGAAUGAAUCAAGCAUUGAUUCCUGUCCUCAUCGGCCAUAUGGCAGCAACAACUGCAGGCACACAGAAGAUGUGGGAGUUGUCUGUACUAACACCCCUAGAUCCACCACUCCAAGACCCGGCCGCGUCACCACAACACUACCCACUCCAGCCCCAGGAACCACUUUCAUCCGACUGGUCAAUGGUCAGGAUGCGUAUCAGGGCAGGGUGGAGGUUUAUGCCUUUGGUCAGUGGGGAACAGUCUGUGAUGAUGCCUUCACCAAUCAGAAUGCCGGUGUAUUGUGUCAGAUGUUGGGUUACAGCAGAACUGGUGCAUCCUAUAGGGGUACCGGAUCAUUUGGAGCAGGCACAGGUAAAAUCUGGUUGGACAAUGUCAAUUGUACGGGAUCAGAGAGUUCCAUAACCCAAUGUCGCUCGAAUGGUUGGGGGGCCCACAACUGUGGACAUAACGAAGAUGUUGGCAUCAUAUGUUCUCCAACAACAUAUCCUGAUUACUUCUUGUUGAUGACCGAUACUAAAAACAGAAGUAUAUACAGGAUGGAUCUGAAUUCCUACAGUUAUGAAACACUUCCACUUCAUAACCAUGACAACCCCAUCUCUAUAGACUUUGAUUCUCUGAAUCAGCAAAUCUAUUGGACAGAUGUGGGAUCCAAUCAAAUCAGAUCCGCUGGAAUUACAGGAAGCAACGAGAAGGUCGUCCGACAGCUGGGCAACAAAGCUACUCCGGAUGGUAUAUCUGUGGACUCCGUGUCCCGCCUUGUCUUCUACACUGACACCGGUUAUAAUGUCAUUGCUCUUGUAACAAUUGAUGGUGCUUUCACUAAAACUAUAAUUAAUAAUAACCUGGAUGAACCAAGAGCCAUAGUGACCAACCCACAAACAGGUGUGUUUUACUGGUCUGACUGGGGAACUAACGCGAGGAUAGAGAGGGCUAACUAUGAUGGAUCUGGAAGACAGGCCAUUAUCACCACCAAUAUCAAAUGGCCUAAUGCUCUGGCUAUUGAUUUCCAAGGGAGUAAAAUGUACUGGGCAGAUGGUAGCACUAAGUUGAUAGAGAUGUCUAACUUGGACGGUACUGGACGUACGACCGUGUCUGACCAGUCUUCCACCUCGGCCCACUUCUUUGGCCUGGUGCUCUACCAGACCACUCUUUAUUACACAGACUGGAGCCAGCAUUCUGUGAUGAAAGUUUCCACAACUGGUGGUACCCCUGUACCGAUCGGACCAGCAACAUUUGGCAGACUUAACGAUUUGACCUUUUACAGAAGUGGAGUUGGAUUUUCUGGAAGCAAUGCUUGUACCAGUGGUAAAGGAGGCUGCUCUCACAUCUGUCUUCCUGCCCCAGGUAACAUCAAGAAAUGUGCCUGUCCAGAUGGUCUCUCACUACAGCCAAAUGGAUUAUCAUGUGGAACAGCCAUCCCCUGCCAGCCACUACAAGCCCCCACCAAUGGUAUGAUCAGUCCCUCCACCUGUACCACUUCUUCAGCGGCCCCUAACACCAACUGUACUGUGACGUGUAAGACUGGCUACACUCUGUAUGGGUCUAGUAAGCUUACCUGUAAUGCUAACGGUCAAUGGAGCGCUGGAGCCACGUUCAUCAUGUGUCAAGAUACCCAGCCUCCAGUUGUAACUUGCCCAGCUAGUCAGACUGUGACAGCAGACAUGGGAAAACAGACAGCUACUGUCAGCUGGGCAGCUCCUACUGCCACUGACAACUCUGGUAGCAAUGUAGCUGUCCUACAGGAAGUGACAUCACCAGCUGUGCUCGGACCAGGAGCACAUGUCAUCAAAGCCAUUGCCUUUGAUUCAGCUGGAAGAUCAAGCUCCUGUAGCUUCACAAUCACUGUUAAUGUGUUGAACUGUCCCCUCUUAGUUCCUCCAACAAAUGGUAUGAUUAUGUCCCUUCAGUGUUCGCGAAACUACGGUUCUACCUGCCGGGUGGGCUGUAUAUCAGGAUUUAAUCUACAGGGUAGCUCUACAGUCACAUGUCAGAAAUCAGGAAACACAGCUCAGUGGACUCCUGCCACCUCAAGUCUGCAAUGUCAAGCUAUAACUUGCCCUAAGAUUCCAAUUCCACGAAAUGGUCAGAUAACUGGUUGCCAGCCUCCGUACAAGGUGGGCUCUGUCUGUACCCAGGCGUGCAAUGCCUCUUACGUCCCCUAUGGUAACAAUGUCUACAGGAUAUGUCGGCCGACUGGUAGAUGGGGUGGAUCCAUGUUAACCUGUCAGUCACCUAUGGCAUACAAUGGAGGAAAUGCUGGCAUGAUGGUGGGUGGUUCGAAUUCAGGAAGUAGUUCAAGCUCGGUGAACAGUAGUGCCAUCACAGCAGGAGUUGUGAUUGGUGCCGUCCUUAUUGUGAUUAUUCUAGUCGGAGCCUUCCUCUACGUUAAGCGACAGCAAUUUGCAGGUUCUAGUUCUAGUUCAAGUAGAUCAUAUGAGAUGGGAGGUAUGAGUAAUCCUAAUUAUGCCAGCGCAGAAACAUGAAAAUAAAGAACAAUCUACCAUGUGACUUUAUUGAAUAACAGCAUUGAAUUGUGCAAUACUUAAGACUUACUUUUAA